UAUUGUAUAAUUUUACCUUAUUCAUUUUAACACAAAUUCAUUGUAGGUAGGGUCAAAUUGAGUAACGCUCAGGUACUCCGUACUCCAAAAGAGUUAAGGCACCGUUAUCUUUCCGUCACUAUCGGCGAGGGGCAACCUCCUCCGCCGGAAUGGUCACCGUCUCCCUCCUGAUCCACUGGUUCAUUCUCUUCAACUCUUCUUUUCGUCUACAUACCCAUGUCGCUCUCCUCUGCUGGUUGACCUACCAGAAAUAUCCCUAGAGAAUCAUGCAUCCUCCGUGAACAUCACAGUCAAGUAUCUCAUACAACCCAUACAAAUCUAGACAGCACUCUUACGCCUUUACACCCCCAGCAUUCGACAUUGUCAUCUUCUCCGCCACUCCUCAACUGCCCGAAACCCCCGUGAAGAACGGUGACAUCGCACCGUUUUUACGGCCCAGCUCGCUGCGGUAGCUGGGUCGUCAUCGGAAACUUGCUAUCAAAUCCAUAGAGCAGUAAAAGGGAACGGGAUCCCCACCGUUCGUUUCAGAUCCAUCUCUCGCAUCCCCAACACGAACGCGUUACGUUAUGGAGCCCCGCAAAACCCCUCCGGAGUACUUCCUGGAGAUCUUUGCAGACACCACCACCGUCCGGGACGUCUUAAAAGGUGUUCUCAACCUAAUCUUCUUUCACCGUUACUUUCCCUCUAUCCGACCGACUACCUUUGAUGUCCUAGACUUUACUCUCCCCGCUAUUAACGAUGAAGACCUUGAGACUCUGAUUGAGUCGCGUAUCAGCGCCCUAGUCCGCCAGCACUCCUCGUCUGCCGCUAGUGCCCAUGAAGGGGGCGGCGGUGUGCGCGGUCGGAUCGCAGUAGAGUUCUACGAGAAGAAGCGCAGGCGCUCCGGAAUCUGGUUUGGCGGACUUGCUGGAAAAGGCGAGGAAGAAGUAUGUUGGGAGGUGUGGAAUCUGGAUGUGACAAUCGCCACUCCACGAACAGAAUCAGAACGCGCCAAAGUGCGCAAGGCGAUGGAGAAUAUGCUUCAAAAGGCAGCCUUGAAGAUUCUCGCCGUAGUCAACCGAGAAAAGGAUCAUAUUCCGCCCAUCACGACAAGCGAUUCCAACCCAUUUCCUUACAGGAUUGUCCUAAACCCCCGGUCAGAUGGCUGGCAGAAUCGUUUUGGACUAUACUGAUUUAAAAAAUCAUUACAUUUGUAAGGUUUCGCUGGGUCGCAGUGCCUGUUCUUUUCCUCUUUUCUCUUCUUCUCUUUCUCCAAAGAUAUGCGCAGCUUGCAUCCUUAUCUGUAUAUCCGGAGUUGUGGAGUAACGGUUCGAUGUUAAUUUCAUGCUCCGACGCUGGGGGUUUUUUGCAACCUGUCUUCCCGUGUAUUUUUACGUUCCACUGGCUCAUAAUCCUUGUACUGUUCGAGAUUCAACAAGCACGGAUGCUAACACAUCUUGCGGGGAAGGACCCGGAAUUGAAACAAAUCAAAUGGUGCGUCAGA
Aspergillus caelatus is the source of this 1483-nucleotide messenger RNA. Its product is annotated as autophagy-related protein 101. The coding region runs from base 567 to 1172 and encodes 201 amino acids. Gene Ontology annotation, cellular component: phagophore assembly site. Gene Ontology annotation, biological process: autophagy; autophagosome assembly. Lineage: Eukaryota; Fungi; Ascomycota; Eurotiomycetes; Eurotiales; Aspergillaceae. The transcript is spliced from 3 exons. The record is from RefSeq and is a predicted model, not a curated record.